This is a messenger RNA of Mya arenaria, 5478 nucleotides long. RefSeq lists its product as uncharacterized. The record is from RefSeq and is a predicted model, not a curated record. Bases 768 to 2954 code for a protein of 728 amino acids. The transcript has 6 exons. NCBI's taxonomy places the organism in Eukaryota, Metazoa, Mollusca, Bivalvia, Myida, Myidae.
GAUCACGAGUUUUAUAAUGUCUUAGAUUUUAAUAGAAUACAGACAUACGACAUUGAACACUAGUUUCAGUAAGUGUAAGUAUUAUUUUGGUCAAUAUUUGUUCUACAAGACGGUCCAGGACCUGUUAAGAUGCAGAACAAUGCAGUCAGUAAUAAGCGAAGAAUUAUCUAUAAAUUCUUUUGAAGACUUUAUAAUGCUCAAAUAAUCUCAAUAAAACAAUAUUAUUAUGUAUGCAAAGAGGACAAGGACAAGCCCAGCUUUAUCAAUAUAUGUUAGGGUUAAAAGUAUGAUAAAAAUGAAUGAAUUUGGCCACAAUAAUGAUUAACAAAUUAAUUUCCUAUCAGGAAGUUAAUGAAAUCAAAAUCCCGCGUCGUAGCCCAAUAAAUAGAAAUAAAGCAGUUUAUCCAAUACUCAAGUGCUCACAUUUAAACCUACUUUAACUCCCACACAGUGUUAUCUUAAACGCAUUCGACAAAUGACAUGGGUUUUUUUCCUUGAAAUCAUUUAGAAGAUUGUGGAGUUUCAACUUUCCACUUAGCCGACACUUUAUGUUACAUGUCUGGCGUAGCUAGUAAGCAAAAACACAAGUUUAGUGGAUAGUGCCUUCAUAUUGCAUCAUAUAUAUUAAAAGAAUUGGUUAAUACAAAACAUAUUCAAAGAACGUAAUCAAUGAAUGAUAUACAUUCAACGGAAUAAAGUUUAAACAGAAUGACAAGUAAUAUUCAUGUGUUGUGAUAACUAAAAUACUCAAGCUGUUGUGAAUACAUAUGGCGGAUUCCUGUGAUGUACAAAGGGUCAAUGAUCCAUUGCACAGAAACUGGCUAAAGGCUGUCCGUGCUCUUCUUGUUUUAAAAUAUGGUGUAGAAGACUUCGUCGACACACAUACGAAAAAAUACCAUGAACAGUUGAAGUCUGAUGCAAGAAAGCUUAUUUUCUCCGGAAAUUUAGAGAAAUGCUCUCAAUGUUUGGUAAAACAGAUCUUGCCAUGGCAUGUGCAUACAAAAAGCAGUUGUCCGUAUCGGGAUUGUCGGCAUUUAAAAUGUCUUUGCGUACAAAACAUGCGAGGAAAGCUUUUAUGUUCAUCGCCCGGAAGUCCUUGCAGUGUGAUUUUCGACUUGAUCGUUGCUGGCCACUCCUCAAGAAACCCCAUUUUCAACUGCACAGAUUGUUCACAGUGGGCGUCCGACUACUGGUCGAUUUGCCUGUGCUAUCUUAGUACACAACGUUAUUCAAAGUCGACAUGUGCAUCUGACCUAGAUGCGGCUGGUCUUCUUAGUGUCAUGAUCAACUGCAAAUUUCUGCAUAACUAUAUUGAUGACAUAACGCCUCUUCAGCGGGUUCGAAAAUCUAGAAAUGAAAUUCUACACUCUGCAACAUAUCAACUGUCAGAAAUUGGGAUGCGAGAUAUCAUACAAGACAUUAUUUGCAUUCUAACAGACAAACAACACCUGCUGAAGGACCCAAAAGCCCAGCUUGCUACACAACAAUUGAUAGAAAUAAUGAAUGAUGAAGAUAUAACUUUGGAUGAGGCGAAGGAGCUAGAACAAAUAGCUAUUAACAGUAUCGAAAUGACGAAGGAGAUUGCGAUUGAAACACUCACUGAGCAUACGGACAUUCAGCUACAAAAGAUACAGAAGAAGCACGACGAGUUUUUUGAAAAAACCAAAGUUGAUACAACAGUUUCGCAAGAAGUCUUAGAUGAUCUGCAACAGUACCUGAUAGAUACAUACAGACAAUAUUACGUGAAGGUAGAUGUGACCCCAUUAUUGCCAGAAGAAGACGAUGAUAUUGAACAUUUGUAUGUACCGCUUAGAAUGGAGAAAGUUGUGAAGACAUAUCAGAGCAAUCUUGGACACGAUUUACACCAGAAAGUAAAUAGAAAUGAGGAAACCGUGCAGCAGAUUGAUACAUUUGAGGAAAUGCUAACUUCAGAUGGGGAUUGCAAGAAAAACAUAUGUGUCAUAGCUGAUGCCGGUAUGGGCAAAACGACUCUGUGUAGAAAGAUUACUUCAUCGUGGUGCUUUUCACAUGAAAAUCCUUUAUCAAAACAAUGGACCGUUAAGGAAAACUCAACCCAGACAGGAAUAUCUAACAAAACUGAAUCGAAGUUUGUAAGACAAGCAAGUACAAAGAACAUGCUUUACAUGCAGCGUUUCAGAUUUUUGUUUUAUGUGUCUUUGCGGCACGCUGCAGAAGAACGUAGCAUCGAGGAAAUGAUUGUAGCUCAAUUACUUGAACACUCGCAUAAUGAAACAUUCAGAUGGAUCAUCAAAACAAUGCCAGAACAGUGCCUUUAUAUUGUAGAUGGAUUGGAUGAGUGGAGGAUGCAGACAAAGAACCUCAUGUCUCCAAAAACGCCUUCAGGUAUACCAAAGAAAGAAAGCAGAUGUACCGCAAUAUUCACAUCAAGACCAUGGAAAAUGACAGAAAUACUUCCAAGGCCUUCCGAUAUUGAUAUCGAAAUAAGAUUAAAAGGCAUGUCUACUGAAUCUAUCAAGAUAUUAUCUGGCAAUGUUCUUGAUAAACUGAAUAAAUAUAAAGGAAAAUCUCUUAAAGUAGACGAUUUUCAGCAUGAAAUAGAACAACGAAAACUGCAAAGUUUGCUGGCAGUUCCACUCAUGCUGAAGCUCCUAUUGUGCAGCUGGUUCAAUAAUCAUAAACUGCACGAGACUAAAACGGAGAUAUAUGUCGAUGUAGUUCAAUUAAUGCUGAAAAUCUUUAGGGACCAAAAAGAGCACCGAUGUGUUACAAGAACAAUAAGUGAACCUUCAGAUAAUGAUUUGGAUAUGCUACCUCCUGUUCUUCGUCAGAAAGAGGAAUAUAUUCAGUUUGCUAGGAUGAUGGUCGGACUCGCGGAAUUUUCAUUUACUUCAUUCAUCCAGUCAGACUCUCUUGUGUUUGAAUCAUCGAAACUGACACACUGUGGUAUGAAACACCUCGAUGUAGAGUCCUGAAAUGAUGACAUUCGUCCUUCAAAAAUGCACAAACAGACAAUCACUUGGUAAACUGGCAAGGAUUUUACAAUUUACCUCCGGCUUUUCUUCAGACAAAGUCAAAACAAUAUCUGAGAUAUCUGAAUAUGUAUGUUUUAGAAGUGAAAUUGAAAAAGACGAUGAAACAUGUAGAUUGGUUCAAGACACGUUUUUAGGAUGUCUUACAGAAGCAAAGCCAAACUCGGAUGUGAAAUGUAUGAGUGUAAAGGUUCUUCAACUGAGCAUUGAAAGUGACUUGAAUUUGAUUCUCUCCAUCAGGCCAGAAACCGUCCGGCAAUUGGUCAUAACACACCAUGUGACAUGUCAAAAGUACCAUAUAAGCUGUAUUACUUUAAUGACUGGGUUGACACAAUUAUUGAUUAUGAAUCAUAAUGAUACUAUCAAUGCGCAUGCUUUACUAUCCAUUGUGCACGGGUGCAAUAAUUUGAAAAAACUAGAACUGGAUGAUUAUGAUCUUACGCCAUUUCGAGAGAAGAGCUUACAUUCCUGUAUGUGCAAUGUCACUUAUAUUCGGCUGUUUGGAUGUACUCUUUCGCAUACACAGGUUACCAACUUACUGUGUGAAACUCCUAAAUUAGCCGAUAUUACUCUAUGGGCUGUCAGAUGUGUGGCUGAUGACAAAUGCGGAUGCCAGGACAAGGAUAAGCAGUUUCAUGGUGAAAAACAAAUAGGCGAAAACGACCUUCAAACACUAGAGGAGAACGAGAGAUAUUGCCGACAUGGGCAAGUGACUGUGACAACAUGUCAUAUUUAUGAUUCCUCUCAAGUAUUUGUCCAUGUUUUGCAAUCGGACAGCCUCACAACUCUUUUAAUUGAUGAAUAUGAGUUUUCGGACGACACGGGCUUGGAAAUGUUCAUACCGAGAUGCAACAAACUACAAAACCUUGAAUUAGACAACAUUAUCCUGGAUACUCGUAACAUCAUUACAAUAAUUAAAAACGCAAAGCCUGGAGCUGAAUUGCAAGUAAAACUUAACAAGACGCAGGUGCUUGGAGGAGAUGCCAGCCACUUAGAAAACGCGCUUGAUGCAUUGCCAUUUGUUGACGUUGCAUCUUUUACUGCCAAUGAUAAUGAGAUUAUAAGAGCAUCGAUCAUCGUCUCAAAACCAAGAGAGGUAAGAGAUGUGGACAUGAACAAUGAUGACCAGUCGUCAGAUGACGAAGAAAGACCGCUCCUUGAUCAACACAUUGAUGUUUUGGAUUCAAGUGAUGUGUGUUUUGAAAUGAUGACGAUGUCGGAAAGAAAAAAUAAUAACACUUCUUGCUGUGAGUGUACUCUUCUAUGAAAAGGAAGAUGGAAGAGGUUGGGGUUUGAUUCCCAAAAAUCCUCCCAAUAACCAGGGUCCGUAUUCUUUAUACGUAAACAUUUGUUUUCAUAUAAUUGCAAAAAAAAUGUGUUUGAGAAUUAUAGAUAUUGUCUAAAUAUGUAUGUGAAAACUACAGAAACAAGCUCAGUAGCCAAAAGUUUAAACAUAAACCCCGUUUAAUGGCACAGGGUAAACGACAAAAACAAAAAAAAUCACAAACAAGAAACAUGGAACAACAGCACAAAACUCUAAGACUACUUUCAGAAUUUCAGUGUUGGAAAAAGGUAUUCAUAUACGAGUAUAAUUAUCUACUUCGGAAAGAUAUAAACAAUAGUAUAAAAGAAACAAUUAGGCCAAAAUGUUUUAAAAACCGAACAAUUCCGCCUCUAAUCAUUAAGUUUGAAAAAAAUCUUACAAGAUGUAUUAAGAAUAUUAUAUAUCGGCAAAGAUGAUCAUAUUUGCAGGAAAAUGUAGAAUGAGGCUGCCUUAGUUGUUGUGUUGAUAUUGCAACAAGUUCGCAAACAGUAUCGUUAUUAAAACCGACAAAAUUAAAAUUAGAAUAGAAAAUUUAGAAUAUUUCAAACUUAAAAAAAACGACAUUAACUUCUCAAACACAAACAGUGGUUCGCCAAAAAGUAGUGACCAAAGUGGGCUUAAAAGCGUCCUUUUCAAUUCGGGCGUGACAAUUUUGUUCUUCACAUACUAGUAUAUCACUUGUUUUUUUCACGUGUAAUUGUCUCAGUUAAUAAGUUGAUUAUGCUCAAACUUUGUUUAUCUAGAAAAUAAAGAUGUUUUAUUGAAAUAAAUAUUGUUUCAACAAAUUUUGUAGAACGGUUUGUUUAAAAAGCCAACUAACAACGAUAUGUGAAUAAUUGUUUAAUUUGUCUGUUUGGGUGAUCGUUGUGCAUUUAAACAGGGUCUUGGCUUUGUCUGAUGUAGUGUCGAUUCUGUUAUUGGAUGCUACGUACAGGAUAAUUUUAGUAUGCCACCGGAAAUGUCGUAAUCGAUUAAGUGAUUAUAAAGAGUUUAAGUUCACUUUUUAUUUUAUAUAUGUACAAGUAUAAAAUAGUUUCAAAACAACAGUUAAAACAAAAACUGAUUAAAGAAACAAUGACCAUACACGAUUAUGAAUCAACAAAUAGUAUGUAUAAGAGAAUAACAAAUAGCGAACAUACCCAU